Molecule: messenger RNA, 1844 nt
Organism: Branchiostoma floridae (Florida lancelet)
Lineage: Eukaryota; Metazoa; Chordata; Leptocardii; Amphioxiformes; Branchiostomatidae
Product: glycerophosphodiester phosphodiesterase 1-like
Exons: 6
Coding region: 41-1012 (323 amino acids)
Biological process (GO): lipid metabolic process
Molecular function (GO): phosphoric diester hydrolase activity
Source: RefSeq, a predicted model, not a curated record
UGUUGUGAAGGCUGACGUGACAGCCAGCUGAUCAAGCAAGAUGCCGGUUCGUCUUCUGGUCGUCCUUGGUCCUCAAGUCUUCGGCGUCUUUCUCAUCAUCUUGGCGAUCACGCGCAACCUCCAGACGACUGUGCUCACGCUAGUCUUGCUCGGCGCGUGUUUGUAUCAUUUCCGCAUCGCUCCCGUGAGUGAGAAGGCAGUGGAAGCGGUGCUAGGGCGGUCUCGAGUCGUCGGGCACCGGGGCGCCAGUCGUCAGGCCCCCGAGAACACUAUCGCCGCCAUCCGGACGGCUAAGAAGAACGGAGCUGACAGCGUUGAGUUUGACCUUGAGUACACCAAGGACGGGGUCCCAGUCCUACUGCACGAUGACACGGUGGACCGUACCACUGACGGGACGGGGGACAUCAAGGACCUCACCUUUGCUGAGGUUCAGCAGUUAGAUGCUGCUGCUAAACACCCAGAGGCGUCAAAGUUCAAAGUUGAGAGGAUACCCACACUGGAAGAGGCAGUAAAAGAGUCCCUGCAACUUGGCCUUGUCAUGUACAUAGAUGUGAAGAGGCUACCGGAAAAUUCAGCAGAGACCCUACACACCUUGUUCCAGAAGUACCCAGACCUGUACAAGUCUGCUGCGGUGGUGUCCUUCCUACCAACUGUCAUCUACAAGAUCCGAUCUCAAGACCCAAACAUUGUGACAGCACUGACCUGGAGACCCAGAUUCUUCAGCUACAGCAGUGUGGAUGGGGAGCCCAAGUACAGCCAGACAUGGAAACACUUCCUUUACAGUUUCUGGGAUGUUGUGUAUGAAUACCUCCUGCACUACUGGCUGUGGUACAUAGAGGGCGUUUCAGCUGUCAACAUGAACAACCAUAGCAUAUCCAGAGAGUAUGUGAAGUUUUGGGCUGACCGAGGAUGCCCGAUGCUGGUCUGGACAGUCAAUGACCCUGACGAGAAGAAUUACUUUUCCAACACUCUCGGUGUCAUUUAUAUGACUGAUGACCUACCUCCACAAUAGUGAAAUACUGAAGGGAUUUUUCUUUUUUUUUGGGGGGGGGGGGGGAUGUUCUCUUAUACCAGGAAAGGGAGUUUGCCGAGGAAAGGAGUUUCCACAGCAGGCUCCCUUUCCUGGCAUAAGAAAACCUAGCCAACGCUAAAACUCGUGAACCACCCCCCACCCCUCUAAAAUAAAACCCAGCCUUGUUCAAAGACGGCGACAGGGGGUAGAAGGGAACAUUGUUUUUAAAAUGUUGUUGAAUACCCACAUGCUGCCACAAUUCAAUAUCAGGGUUUUUUGUGUGCAUUGUUGCAGAAAUGUACUUUAAGUUUAGAGAUGCUUGUAUAAUGUAAUAGAAAUGGAGGUGCUCUUAUUUUUUUGCAUAGACGGUUGAUACAAGUGGAACUGAAAAUACACGUACCAGUUUGACACAAGUUUUUACAGUGGUGAGAGGAGCUGUUUUAGUAUCUCUUUCGGAAUUCUUUUUUAGCCUCAAUAUUGAGCCUAAUUUUAUUGUUCAUCACAAACUUUAUGGUUUUGUGAAAUGCGAAUAGUUUGCUUUAUCUAUGCAUUUGCAGAGUGUGGAAUUCUUUGCUAUGGCCACUAAAGUUUUUGACAUUAAAUUCUCAAACCUUGUAGCUAGGACACUUCAUUUGACAUAGUAUGAUAAUUUAUAUAAUGUGCUUUGUUACAGGUGCACAUGAGCACAAUUUUCACAACUUCAAAGUACUGUACUUACCAAAAAAAUGUGUAUGUCAGGGAAGUUUUUUUUCCUCAAUUCUAUGCAUACAUGAUAUUUAUGUUAUUUUUCAACAAAGUGACACACGUAAUAAAGUUAACUCAUGCCCUUUAA